AUGAAGGAACCAUCUUCUAAUUUGCUUGGAGUGAUGUACGGGAACUGUGUUACAGAUUCUCAAGAUGACGGGAUAGCGUUACGACAAAGAACGGAGACAAGGGCGAUUACUCUAGCCAUUGCGCUUUGCUUAAACGCUCUUCAUGAAAAGAAAUUUCUGAUAUCUAGUUCCAUUCCGCAGGACAUUCAGCAAUUCUUGGACGGAGCGGAGGAGGGGUUCAUAUUCUUCAGCUUAGGGUCUAACAUCAAGAGCAGUAAUCUUCCUGAGACUAUGAGGAAUAAUUUAAUGAAGGCCUUCGCCCAAAUCCCACAAAGGGUAUUGUGGAAAUUCGAGCUGGACAAUCUCCCUGGGAAACCUGACAACGUCAUGAUAUCCAAAUGGCUGCCACAGAGAGAUAUACUCGCUCAUCGCAACAUUAGGCUCUUCUUCACACACGGUGGACUACUGAGCUUCAGCGAAGCGGCGUAUUUCGGAGUACCACUUCUCGCUAUGCCAGUGUUUGGUGACCAGAGGUACAACGUCGCCAAGAUGACGUCAGCAGGUGUAGGAGAGAAAAUAGAGUUUGGAGAACUCACCACGGAUUCUGUACUGCGAGCAAUACGGCACGUUAUCGAAAAUCCGAGCUACCAGGAGAACAUGAAGCGUUUAUCUGCUGUGUACCGCGAGCACCAGAGCACGUCCCUGGAGAGGGCGGUGUGGUGGGUGGAGUACGUGAUCCGCCAGCAGGGGGCGCCUCACCUGCGCAGUGCAGCCCUCAACCUGCACUGGUGGCAGCUGCUGCUGCUCGACGUCAUAGCCUUCAUACUGGCUGUGGCGGCAGUGGCGGCGUUCCUUCUCUUCAAAGUGGUCGUUUGGCCAGUAUUUGUGGCACGUGAGAGUACUGAUAGAGGCACGAUCAUUUCCUGUAGUUCAAACAUAUUAAGGAAUGCUUAUCAAGCAAUGUAUGAUAAUGUUCCUCAUACAGAUCAACUGCAGACAAAAGAAAUGAAUCAAGCUCAGAUGCAAACGGGUAAUAAUAAUUGUAGUCCUAUACCAUCUGGCAUGAAACAAGGAAAGGCCAUGUCGUCUUAUGGAUUACCACGACUUAGGAAGACAUGA
This is a messenger RNA of Schistocerca cancellata (South American locust), 1098 nucleotides long. RefSeq names its product UDP-glycosyltransferase UGT5-like. The coding region runs from base 1 to 1098 and encodes 365 amino acids. The record is from RefSeq and is a predicted model, not a curated record. Lineage: Eukaryota; Metazoa; Arthropoda; Insecta; Orthoptera; Acrididae. Gene Ontology annotation, molecular function: UDP-glycosyltransferase activity. The transcript is spliced from 6 exons.